Hansenula anomala is the source of this 1968-nucleotide messenger RNA. RefSeq lists its product as uncharacterized. The coding region runs from base 1 to 1968 and encodes 655 amino acids. The record is from RefSeq and is a predicted model, not a curated record. NCBI's taxonomy places the organism in Eukaryota, Fungi, Ascomycota, Saccharomycetes, Phaffomycetales, Wickerhamomycetaceae. The transcript is spliced from 3 exons.
AUGUCAGUGAAGGAACUACUGAACCAUAAAUUGAAGAGUGUUAUUGUUGAUGAAGAGGACGUGUCACAGAGCGCUUCGUCAGAUGGUAUCAGAACUGGUGAUUUGAAGAAGGGAAAGAAUAUUGUUCUAUGCUUUGAUGGUACCCAUAACAAGUUUGGUCCUUCUCCUUACACAAACUUGUUAAAGUUGUUUAGAAUGCUAGAGAAAGAUGACCCAGAAUCUCAAAUCUGCUACUACCAGCCAGGUAUAGGCGCUUCAAUGUCUGUUGAAUCUGAAUCUAUGUUUGAGAGGUAUCUUUCAAAGCAAAGUUUAUCUGAUAACCUUGAUUCUCUGAUUGCCUUUUCUUUAGACCAACAUAUCAUCGAUGCUUAUAAGUAUUUGAUGAGGUUUUACCAAAAUGGGGAUAAGAUUUAUUUGUUUGGGUUUAGUCGUGGCGCUUUCAUUGCAAGGGUUUUAAGUUCAAUGAUUGAUCGAGUUGGUUUGUUAAAUGCUGGAUUGGAGGAAAUGGCUGAAAGUGCUUGGUCAAUCUACAGUGCUUGGGAAUACGCUGCUCAACCUAGUCAACCUGAUUACACCACCACUUUAAUUGAUGAAUAUAAGAAAACAUUUUCAAGAGUGGACACUCCAAGAAUUGAAUUUGUUGGUAUGUUUGAUUGUGUCAAUUCAGUUGGACUUUUAAGGGAUAGACUUUUCCCAUUAUCUACAAAAUCUGGGUUGAUCAAGAACUUAAGUCAUGCAGUUAGUCUUGACGAACGCCGUGGUAAAUAUAGACAAAAUUUAAUAUUUCCCUUUUCAUACAAACCUUCAUUUUUUUCAUUGACUUCAACUGAACAAUCCAGUGGUAAUUCUUCAAGAAAAGUUACAAACGCCGGCUCAUCAACUAAAACUUCAGUGUCAAGCUCAAUCAGCUCAAUAUUAUUAGAACACUUUGGUGAGAAAUCUCAAAAGAAAUUGAAUGAUGCUCAAAAGUUGAUGAAGGAUAUUGAACAAAAAUUGAAAGAAACCUCAAGAAUGUCAAUUAGAAGCAGACUGAAAAGAGUCGAAACCAAUAAUAACAAUACCAAUGGAACUGAUCAUCAAGCCAGCUUUUCAACUUUUGGUUCAAGUUCAGAUAAACAAAAAUUGAUCACUGGUGAAUAUAAAGAAGUUUGGUUUGCUGGUAAUCAUGGUGAUAUUGGUGGUGGUUGGGCUUCAGAUGUCAAUGGUCAUUUCCUAUCUCACAUUCCAUUGAGAUGGAUGUUUGGGGAGGCUCUUAGAGUAGGUGUUAUUUUCCAAAGGGAAAGAUUGGUUAACUUUGCAAACAGGUUUUCAUCUUUGGAUUCAAUGCUAUCUUGUAAUCAUGAUAUGCUAUCAUUUUAUAAAGGUGAACUAACUCAUGAAAUUUCACAAGCUGAGAGAGAAACUGUUUUAGAGUUAUCAAAGGCUACUUUCAAUAAAGCUUAUAUUCCUGAUUUUAGAUCCUGUGAAGUUAUCAGUGACCAAGCUUCUUUUGAACAAUUUAGUCCUAUUCAAGGUUAUGACGGUCGUGGUAAUUCAUCAAUUUGGAACGUUUUAGGUUGGUGGAUAGUUGAAUUUCUACCAAUAGGUACCAAGAUUGAAGAUGAAGAUGAUAAAUGGAGAAACGUGUAUGUCCCAAAUUUAGGAAGACCAAGAUCUGUACCUCAAUACUCAAAAUUACAUUGGAGUGUGUAUUGGAGAAUGAAAUUAUGUUAUGAUUAUCUUCCAAGAAAUCUACCUGAAUAUGUUGAAAAUAUUUUGAAUGAGAGACGUUCAAAUCAUAACGAUUCUGAAUCUCGUGAUGAAUUAAUGGAAUUUGAUGUUUCAAGUGCAUUUGAUGAUCACACAAGUGAUCUUAUUAAAAAGUUGAUUAUGGAAACAAGACUGUUAUUCAAACAGUGGGAUUCAGAACACUGGAAACAAGUUCCAGAUGAUUUAAACCCCAUCAUGAGAGAGUUGGGAUACAUGUGA